Chelonia mydas (Green sea turtle) is the source of this 1257-nucleotide messenger RNA. RefSeq names its product carboxypeptidase B. The coding region runs from base 1 to 1257 and encodes 418 amino acids. The transcript is spliced from 11 exons. Gene Ontology annotation, molecular function: metallocarboxypeptidase activity; zinc ion binding. Gene Ontology annotation, biological process: proteolysis. The record is from RefSeq and is a predicted model, not a curated record. Lineage: Eukaryota; Metazoa; Chordata; Testudines; Cheloniidae.
AUGUGGGCUGUAUUGGUUCUUGUAGGUGCCGCAGCUGCUUCAGCUCCACUUCACAGUCACCACUUUGAUGGAGAGAAGGUGUUUCGUGUAACACCACACAAUGAAGAGCAGGUAGAAUUCCUCAACACCUUGGCCAGCAACGUGCAGAUUGAUUUCUGGAAUCCAGAGACCAUCACACAAGUAAAACCAGAAAUGAGAGUUGACUUCCGGGUUGAAGCGGACAAGUCCUUUGAUGUUCAGAGUCUCCUGGAGCAGAGUGGAGUGGAAUAUGAAAUUCUGAUCGACAACCUGCAGACGGUACUUGAUGCUCAGUUUGACAGCAAUGUUCGUGCUACUGGACACAAUUAUGAAAAAUACAACAACUGGGAAACGAUUGCUGCUUGGACUGCUGACAUUGCUGCUCAGAACGCAAACCUUGUCUCUCGCACUCAGAUCGGGACUACAUUUCAGGGACGGCCCCUAUACCUCCUCAAGGUGGGGAAAAGUGGUUCAAACAAAAAGGCCAUCUUUAUGGAUUGUGGUUUCCAUGCAAGAGAGUGGAUCUCCCCUGCAUUCUGCCAGUGGUUUGUGAAAGAGGCUGUUAGUACCUAUGGAAGUGAUACCCUUAUGACACGACUUCUCAACAACUUGGAUUUCUACGUCCUGCCUGUCCUUAAUAUUGACGGCUAUGUCUACACCUGGACCAAUUACCGCAUGUGGAGGAAGACACGUUCCACAAACUCUGGCAGCAGUUGCAUUGGUACCGACCCCAACAGGAAUUUUAAUGCUGGGUGGUGCACAGGUAUUGGUGCUUCAAAAAAACCAUGCGAUGAGACUUAUUGUGGCAGCGCCCCUGAGUCUGAAAAGGAGACCAAGGCUCUGGCUGACUUUAUUCGUAAAAAUCUCUCCACUAUCAAGGCAUACUUGACUAUUCACUCCUAUUCCCAGAUGCUGUUGUUUCCUUAUGCUUAUACUUACUCCCUUCCAGAGAACUAUGCAGAGCUGAAUACCAUUUCUAAAGCUGCAGUUGAAGAGCUGGCUUCAUUGUAUGACACAAAAUAUACCUUUGGUGCAUCUGCUUCAACAAUCUAUCCUGCUGCUGGUGGCUCUGAUGACUGGGCUUAUAAUGAGGGUAUCAAGUACUCCUUCACCUUUGAGCUCCGUGAUAAAGGUAGAUAUGGAUUUGCACUCCCUGAAUCUCAGAUAAAGCCAACCUCUGAAGAGACUCUGAAAGCUGUUAAAUAUAUUGCCAAUUACGUCCUUGACCAUUUAUAUUAA